AUGUCCACUUUUAAGACAUGUCCAGUUUUUAAGACAUAUCCAACUCUCAAAAGCAAAAUGUCUGAUCCAGGGAACAUGGACAAUGCAACUGAUAUUGAUCGUGAUCUUACCCGUAUGUGCGAGGAGACACAUCGAGCAAAUACAUAUGGGGAUUAUGAUCAAUAUGUUCACCAUCCAAAAAUAAUGGCAAAAGCUGGUUUCUAUGAACUAGAUAAGAGACUGAUUUGCUUCAGAUGUGGUUUAAACAUCGAUAUCGAUGACAUUGGAAAAACUGAUGACAUCGUGGAAGUUCACCAGACAAAGAGGCCAAGUUGUGUAACCGGUAAUGUACCUAUUCGUAUAAAUAAGAUUAUAAGUAAGAUCAUCGGUCAUCAAGAAACAGAUAACGAAAAAAACAGCUGUGGUAACAACGAAGGAAGAAGCCGUGGAGCUAGUGGCGAAGAAGACGGUGGAGAUUCACGCGAGUCGGAAAAUGACAGUUCCUCGAGAAUCAGUGCUGGUAACAUAUUAUCGGAGAUGGGUAUCGAAUCGUAUUCUGGACCAGAGCACGAAAAUUUCGUAACGCCAAUAAGUCGCAAAUACACCUAUGACGAUUGGCCUCUGGGAGAUAUAAUGCUCCCCAAAAAACUGAUAGCUGCUGGAUUCUUUUAUUCGGGUAAACCUCUUUAG
Messenger RNA from Penaeus monodon (black tiger shrimp), 669 nucleotides. RefSeq names its product E3 ubiquitin-protein ligase XIAP-like. NCBI's taxonomy places the organism in Eukaryota, Metazoa, Arthropoda, Malacostraca, Decapoda, Penaeidae. The coding region runs from base 1 to 669 and encodes 222 amino acids. The record is from RefSeq and is a predicted model, not a curated record. The transcript has 4 exons.